This is a messenger RNA of Myripristis murdjan (pinecone soldierfish), 1372 nucleotides long. RefSeq names its product enoyl CoA hydratase domain containing 2 (gene echdc2). The transcript has 11 exons. Bases 106 to 1101 code for a protein of 331 amino acids. Gene Ontology annotation, biological process: fatty acid beta-oxidation. Gene Ontology annotation, molecular function: catalytic activity. Gene Ontology annotation, cellular component: mitochondrion. The record is from RefSeq and is a predicted model, not a curated record. NCBI's taxonomy places the organism in Eukaryota, Metazoa, Chordata, Actinopteri, Holocentriformes, Holocentridae.
CACAGGAAGAAACAUGCGCUGAACUUCCUGCAACCUGGCCGCUGCAACCUGUCGGGCCGACGUCCCCGUCCUGAGCGAGCGAAACAAAACGAUCUCAGCAAAGCCAUGUCUUUUCUUCGCAGGCUCACGGGGCCGCGGUGUGUAGUGUGGCGGGGGCUGGGUGUCACUCCGCCGGAUUCACACGACGGAGCUGUCGGUCUUAUCCUGCGGGUCGGAGUGGCGCUGAUGCCCGGUGGAGGCCGCCCUCUGACGGGACACACGCGCACACACACCCGUAGACAACACACAGAUCCGGCUGAUCCUGUAGAGGUGGAUCUAAAGCGAUUAGAUGGGGAGGACACCGGAAUAGCAGAGGUGCUGAUGUGCCGGCACAAGGCAAGGAAUGCUCUGGGCCAUGUGUUUGUGUCACAGAUGAGGGAUCUGGUGUCUGCUUUGUCCCAUGACUCAGCUGUGCGUGUUGUUAUCUUCAGGAGCUUAGUGCCAGGGGUCUUCUGUGCAGGUGCCGAUCUGAAAGAGAGGGCUCAGAUGAACAAUGUGGAGUCUGAUCUGUUUGUUCAUGGCCUGCGAUCGCUCAUGAAUCAGAUUGCAUCGUUGCCCAUGCCAACCAUCGCGGCAAUGGACGGCUUUGCCCUCGGGGGUGGACUGGAACUGGCCUUGGCCUGCGACCUUCGCACUGCCGCACAUUCUGCACAGAUGGGUCUGAUUGAGACGACGCGGGGGUUGCUCCCAGGGGCGGGGGGUAGUCAGCGGCUACCGCGGGCGGUUGGCAUCUCUCUGGCCAAAGAGCUCAUCUUCACAGGUAGGCGUGUGGGAGGGCAGACAGCUCUGGAGCUGGGGCUCGUAAACAGAGCCACAGAACAGAACCAGACAGGAGAUGCUGCCUACAGAGAGGCACUCAGCCUGGCAAGAGAGAUACUGCCCCAGGCUCCUAUUGCUGUGCGGAUGGCAAAAGAGGCAAUGAACAGAGGCUCGGAGGUUGACAUUAUUUCAGGAAUGGCAAUAGAGAGGAUGUGUUAUGCCCAGGUCAUCCCAACACGGGACAGACAGGAGGGGAUGGCUGCCUUCAUAGAGAAGAGACCAGCACAAUAUACUGGAGAGUAAUAUUAUAUAACCCCUUUUGACUGAUUGUACUUCUCUCUCUCACAUUGACAGGCUCACCUUACACAACCUCCACUGUCCAUUUACAGUUAAUUCCCAUUGAUUGUCUGUGUGCAUUCCAGGCCAUUGUCAAUAUAUUACUUAAAUCAUCACGAGUACUCAGUGGUGUCAUGUUAGGACAUUCAGGAUGACACUCAGACCUGCUUUUCACUGAAUACAAAACACAAACUAUGUAAUAUGUGACAGUCAAAAUACAAUAAACAUAGUUUUUAUA